Messenger RNA from Schizophyllum commune H4-8, 640 nucleotides. RefSeq lists its product as uncharacterized. The coding region runs from base 147 to 560 and encodes 137 amino acids. NCBI's taxonomy places the organism in Eukaryota, Fungi, Basidiomycota, Agaricomycetes, Agaricales, Schizophyllaceae. The record is from RefSeq and is a predicted model, not a curated record. The transcript is spliced from 2 exons.
CGCUCUCUCACUACGUAGACCGAGCACUGAGCUUAUCGUUGCCUCACUAGCUCGAUAUCCGUGCUCUCCCGAAGGUCUCUGAUUCUCACAGGUUAUGAGCCCCGCCGUCAAGCUUCUAGCCCAGAAUUACUAGCGACUCAAAAAUCAUGUCUUCCGCCUCCCGCAGUGACAACGGCGAUGCUGGAUCCGCCGACGCCGACACUGGCUCGGACGCCCCGAUCAUCUCGACAAUCGUCAGCACUGCAACCCCCUCCCGGAUCGCCCACUCCUUCGUCACCCCCACACCGGUCGAUCCCGCGUUGUUGAAGGAGACCGGGCAGCGCAUCGAUCACUUCGCAUCGGUCCCGAUUGCGAAGGAGGAUGGCUCUUCGACGAGGACUACGUCCCUCCCGAGAAGCCCACCAAUCCAUCCAGCUCGACGUACGAAGACGAUCUCAAGGCGUACAACGCGUACACACGCCUCGAGAACACCGCCCUCCUCCUCCUCAGCACCAAGCUCACAACCGAUGUUGCUGAGGCCGUGGUGGAGGAAGCCGGUCGCGUGUACGACGUCUGGGUGAAGAUCAUCAAGAAGCUCGCGGAGAAGUCCGAGAUCUACGUCACCCUCAUGAAGAACCGCUGGGCGGCGCAGUCCUGCGAC